CGGAACACCAAUCAAAUUAGAGAGUCUACUUGACCUCCUCGAGUCAAACGUACCAAUGGAGGGUAGCGCCAUCUUUUUCUAUCCUCCAUGCCCCUGCCCGCUGACUGGGACGCUGUGCGUCGUGGGUCAGUGGUGAGAACGCUCCAACUGAAUGAUCGAAAAGCUCAUUCUGCAAUUCACCAGACGUUGAGCAAGCGGGAAUCGAAAGCGAAAUGGAGUCGCCACGCAAGUCUGAGAAGCUUAUUCCAGCACUGCAGGACGAGGAGGCUCUUGAGAUCGGACGUGACGGCAUGCCCCAAGAAAUCUGGGACGAUAUGGUCAAGAACGAGCGCAAGAUCUUCUACAUGUUCAUGUUCCUCAACGGUUCCGUGCUGUGGGCAUACUACUCGUGUCUGAGCGCACAGGACUUCUACACGGUGCAGUUCGCGGACUCAGGGCUCGAUUUCUCUUUCUUGACGACACUUGUUACCUCGUGGCCCAUGGUUAUCGGCCAGGGAGCGCAGAUGAUCUGGGGUCUUGACAAGUCGAUCAAGCGUCACUUCCGCGUGCAUGUCGGCUACGGUAUCUUCAUCGUGAUGGCCAUUCUCAUCAUGGUUUUCAGCGCUAUCAACUUCUCCAACCAGAAAACCGGCGCCAUCCUCGUGCUAGUGUGCUUCGCUUGCAUCGGCUUUGGCAACUCGCUAUCAGAAGCCACGUAUUACACAUUUGCGGCGUUGUUCCCGAUCCCGAAAUUCUCACAGGCCGUGCAGAUUGGCAACGGUAUUGCUGGUAUCUUCAACAUCACGUUGGCUACAAUUUUGCGUCUUGCUGUCGGUGGUGUCCACCAGACCAGUGACUCCACGAAGUUAAGCUUCUAUCUCUUCUUCGGCAUCUUGAUUGUUGUCCUUAUUGCAGCCCUCUUCGUCUAUUAUCGCUUGAUGACACUGCCGAGCGUCAAAUUCCUGUUGGAACGCAACGAGGAGUCGAUGAAAGCCGAGAGCUUAGAGACGCUACCUGUCGAUAAGACGCUCAGUAAUCUGUGGCGUAUCUUUUGCUUGAUUUGGGCCCCAGCUUUGGCGCAGUUCCUGGUCUUUUUCGUGUCGUUGGCAGUGUACCCUGGUUUCGGCUGCGCUGCAGCACGUAACCUCGAGCCGCCGUACGCUGAGGUCACUCACUCGGUUACGAAGAACUGGUACUGCUCUCCUGGUAUUGUCGGUAGCUACAACUAUGGCGACUUCUUCGGUCGUGUAUUCACGGGAGCCGUCGUGUACAAGCUGCUGAACAGUCAGUGGUGUCUGGGUCUGUCGAUUCUGCGCCUGGGUUUCAUUCCGCUGCUGCUUAUGGGGGUCGCCGGUACGUCUCUAUACUCGUUCGGUUACGAUGAUAUGGGUGCUAUUGCCUACAAUAUCGUGCUUAAUCUCAUCAUCGGCUUAACAAACGGCUUCCUAUCAACUGUCACCAUGGGCAUUGCGCCACGGAUGCUGAAACCCGAGGACCGCGAGUCGGGUGGUGCAGUGAUGGUGUUCUGCCUGUUCUUUGGUAUAGCUGCCGGCUCAACGAUCGGCUUCUUCUUCAGCGACCAGGGAUGGCUCGGUCUGUAAACAGUGCACGCUGCUUGUUGAAUAUCGUUUUUUAGUUGAUGAUACAUGUAACUCGCUUUAUUGACGAUCUAUUACAGUUGCAGUCU
This is a messenger RNA of Phytophthora nicotianae INRA-310, 1666 nucleotides long. RefSeq lists its product as hypothetical. NCBI's taxonomy places the organism in Eukaryota, Oomycota, Peronosporomycetes, Peronosporales, Peronosporaceae. Gene Ontology annotation, cellular component: plasma membrane. Gene Ontology annotation, molecular function: nucleoside transmembrane transporter activity. Gene Ontology annotation, biological process: nucleoside transmembrane transport. The coding region runs from base 213 to 1580 and encodes 455 amino acids. The record is from RefSeq and is a predicted model, not a curated record. The transcript has a single exon.